UAAAUUCGAAAACAAUAGCGAAGAGCUCACGAAAUAGAAAAAAGAAAUCGACGCGGCGCCGCCGACGUAUAGGCCAAUCAACUGAUUGACUUGAUCGAUGGAUUUCGUCGUUCGCACAAAGAGUAGACACACAGCGUAGAGAGCAUCGGAUUCUCGUGAUUGAGAGCCGCUACAGCGAGUCACAAAGAGCGAGGCCGAGGGACUGUACCAUCCGUCCGAUUCGGUAAUUUGCAGCGCGCGAUCCGUCAUUAGCAUCGAGUGGGAUUAAGUUUGACGUUAAAAUUAGGCGAAACGCGUGCCGACUGCGGCAGAAGCUCGACUACUCUCUCUCUCUCGGUCGUCGCUUUGCUCGGCUGAUUGCGUACACGUCCGUCAAAGUGCACGUCGACACAGUUGCGGUAUUCGGCUCUUUCUUUCUCAUGAUCGAUCAUAGCGCCCGAUUCGAAGCGUUGAUAUUUGAGUAGGCCGAACUGGGCUGAUUUGGCAUAGGUGGCAAGCUUCUAUAUGUAGAUUGUAGCCGCAGAUUCCGAUGAUGGAAAUUCUACGUUUUCUAUAGAGAAAGUGGCCUUUCGUCACCUAGCGUUCAGAGCCAGAAGCUAUAGCAAAGCUCGAGCGGUAGGCUUCGGAUAAGGGCUAAUCCAAAACUGUUUCGUUUCGCUAUUUUAUCGUUUAUCGCUCGGUGUUGUAAGGCGCGAUUUCAGAUUUAGAAAGUUAUCCGCUCGCUUGUUCACUUUGCGAAGAAGACGCGCCAGCUUUCUGGAUCGAAGAAUAAAAAUCGAGCAUAAGCGUAGAAUAUAAUUAUAGAUAGCGCGACAUCUACUCUACAUCCACAUAUAGGUUUCAGCUGAUUCGCGCGCUCUCAUGCUUAUUUACACCGGGUCAGUGUAACGGCUACAAGCGCCUCGCGACGACGCGCGCUGUAUUCCGAGCGAAGUAUUUUUAUCAAACCCGCGAGUGAUCGUGUUGAUCCAGUGUCGCGUCAUCGAGUUCAGAGGUCAGCAGGAAUAAGGAGUCUCACACAGGAUCGAAAUGAACGCGGAACAGAAGGAAAUGGGAAUAAACGCGCUAAACGACGACUGCUUGAUGCACAUCAUCCAGUAUCUACCUAUCGUAGAUCGAGUGAGAAUAGAACGAGUUUGUAAGCGUUGGCUAGCGAUAAGUCUGGAUUCGUGGUACAACUUUAAUAGCCUCAACUUUGAAAACAAAUGCUGGGGGUUCCGUGAUCCUGCAACUUUGACCAAGGUGAACCGCAGAAUCUUCAAAAAGGUUUUGAAUCGCUGUGGCAAGUUUCUGAUCUCGGUAGAGUUCUUGGAUUCCAACGGAAGACUAGGCCCGCACAUUCUGAAAAGCGUGGCAAGCUUCUGUCCCAAUGUCCAGCACCUCGACGCCUCCGAUCUCGAAGUGUCGCCCUGCAGUUUGAGAGCCUUGGCCGAAAAGUGCCAUAAACUCGUCUUUUUCGCCGUGGGCAACUGCACGGAUAAAUGCGACUGUGAACUUUCGUCGUUAUUCGCGAACAAUAGAGAACUAAAGAGACUGUGCGUCGAGUCGAAUUUCGAAGUCACCGGGGAAUGUCUAAAGGGGCUGAACAGCCAUUCCAUUGAAAGCAUCAUUUUCACGAGCUGUCCCUGGAUAACGCUGGACAAUUUUCACGUGGUAAGAGGGUAUCGCAACCUUAAGCAGCUGGUUCUGGAAGACUACCUUGAUUUUUACGAGGAUAUCAUGAAAGACAUCAGUUCGUGCAGCAAAAGCUUGCGGUAUCUGAGCCUGUCGGUCGGAGAUUCCUACGUGAAUUCCUUGAUACACAUAUCCAAGUUAAGGAAUCUCUAUUCUUUGGAUCUGUCUUUCAACUUCUCGGUCAAGGACGAGCUGCUCGUGUCCGUCGGAGCCAACUGCAAGCUUCUCAAGCAGGUGGAUAUCAGUUAUUGCAACGCGGUAACAAAUACUGGCCUCGCGAGCAUCGUUUCCCUUCCGAAGCUUGAGUCUCUGUUCGUCGAAAGCCUGAACAACAUCGACGACGAGGUGUUUCAUGCUAUGCCCGCUCUGCGACAGAUGGACUGCAGCUUUUGCAUGAAUUUGCGAGACGCCGGGCUUGUGAGGCUCAUCGAGGCGUCCGAGAAUGUGGAAUACCUUUACUUGAAUCGCUGCGAGAACGUAUCGAACGAACUGCUCGAGGCGGCCAUAAGGACCACGAAGAAGCGCGAGAAUCAGGUCGUGCUAAAGUUGCAUCUGAGCAACACCAACGUGAGGCUCGACAAGGCUAGCGAUACCUCGCCCUUUUUGCGCGUCGUCCCGAUGAUCAUCGUCACGGACGAGUUCGGUCUGUCUGAAAGUGUGUCCGCGCCUCACACAAAGUGGGAUUUUUACCUGCUUUAAGGAACCUAAAUCAAAUAAAUUCUUCAUUUUAUUAUGCAUACGA
Messenger RNA from Nasonia vitripennis (jewel wasp), 2416 nucleotides. Its product is annotated as putative RNA-binding protein EEED8.10. The coding region runs from base 1030 to 2373 and encodes 447 amino acids. Gene Ontology annotation, molecular function: protein binding. Gene Ontology annotation, cellular component: SCF ubiquitin ligase complex. The record is from RefSeq and is a predicted model, not a curated record. The transcript has 5 exons. Lineage: Eukaryota; Metazoa; Arthropoda; Insecta; Hymenoptera; Pteromalidae. Gene Ontology annotation, biological process: SCF-dependent proteasomal ubiquitin-dependent protein catabolic process.